AUGGCGGUGAAUGUCUAUUCGACAUCCAGCACGACGGAUAAUAUGUCUCGGCACGAAAUGCUGAUCUGGUUGAAUGACUGCCUUCAGGCGAAUUUCACGAAAGUCGAAGAAAUGUGUAGCGGCGCUGCCUACUGCAACUUCAUGGAUUUACUCUUUCCAGGGAGUGUUCAGCUAAAGAAGGUCAAAUGGAACACAAAGUUGGAACAUGAAUAUAUUCAAAAUUUUAAGAUCAUGCAAGAAGCGUUUAAUAAGCUAGGUGUCGAUAAGAUUGUUCCCGUCGAAAAGUUGAUCAAGGGUAAAUUUCAGGACAACUUCGAAUUUCUUCAGUGGUUUAAAAAAUUCUUCGACGCCAACUACAACGGGCAAGCCUAUGACGCUCUCAGUGCAAGGAACGGCGAGGUCAGAGUGAAUCUGUUUUUUUUUGUUUUCGAAUUGUCAUCAGCUGCCAUUGCAGAACUUCCGCGCAAAAGUCCACCUACACGUGUGGCGGUCUCCGGCCCUGGGGCUCCAUUCCACAGGCCGGUGAACGCUGCUCCUGCCGCUGCUACAAGCCGCCAGAAACAUGGGACCUCUCAAUCUGAAGACGCGCAAGUGGUGCAGCUGCAGAAUCGCAUCGACGAGCUUACGUCGUUGCUGACCGAAAGUGCAGAAAAGGAGCGGGAUUUUUAUUUCAGCAAGUUAAGGCAGAUCGAGUUGCUGUGUCAGGAGCGCAGGGAUGAUGAAUUGCUUCAGGCUAGCAAAAUCUUGGAAAUUCUUUAUGCAACUGAAUCUCAAAUAUUUCCCGAUCUUGUUCCACCGUUUGAUCUUCGAUAG
Molecule: messenger RNA, 813 nt
Organism: Soboliphyme baturini
Lineage: Eukaryota; Metazoa; Nematoda; Enoplea; Dioctophymatida; Soboliphymatidae
Source: the annotation of a GenBank genome assembly